This is a messenger RNA of Anguilla anguilla (European eel), 4400 nucleotides long. It is a transcript of the gene emc1, whose product is annotated as ER membrane protein complex subunit 1. Gene Ontology annotation, cellular component: EMC complex. Gene Ontology annotation, biological process: protein folding in endoplasmic reticulum. NCBI's taxonomy places the organism in Eukaryota, Metazoa, Chordata, Actinopteri, Anguilliformes, Anguillidae. Bases 69 to 2972 code for a protein of 967 amino acids. The transcript has 23 exons. The record is from RefSeq and is a predicted model, not a curated record. Gene Ontology annotation, molecular function: protein binding.
CAAUCAUUGGGUCCUUGUUGAAUGUGGUAUUGUGGGCCAUUGGAGGGGUGAAUUUGUCCGUCGCAGUUAUGGCUAAAUUUACAGUUUGGUUAACGCGUUUCUUUCACUUGUUUUAUUUCACAUCCGCUGUUUUUGAGGAUCAGGUUGGGAAGUUUGACUGGAGACAACAAUAUGUAGGCAAGGUGCGCUUUGCGUAUUUCGAUGCCCAGUCCCAGGCGUCCAAAAAGUUGCUUGUUGCCACUGAGAUGAAUAUUAUCGCUUCCCUCAAUUCCAGGACAGGCGACCUCUUCUGGAGACAUGUGGACAAGGUAGGACCAGAAGGACACAUUGACACCUUGCUGGUCCAUGGACAGGAUGCGGUGGUGGUAGUUGGAAAUGGACGCUUGCUGCGUUCCUGGGAGUCCAACGUUGGGGGCCUGAACUGGGAGGUGGUGCUGGACACUGGCAGUUUUCAGGCUGCUGGUUUCAUUGGGAUGCAGGACACUGUGAAGUACAUUGCAGUUGUAAAGAAAACUGCUCUCUCCCUUCACUACCUCUCCAAUGGCCACCAGAAAUGGGUGGAGAACCUUCCUGAUGGCGAUACUGUGCAGUAUCAGGCAGUGUACUCUGGAGGCAACGGAGAGGUCUAUGUUCUUGGAGUUGUCCCGCAGUCUCACCUCACCAUCAUUGAAUACAACAUCGAGGAUGGAGAGAUCAUGAAACAGAGGUCUGUGGAAGCGCCAUGGUUGUCCAGCCUUCAGGCCAGCUGUGUCGUUGUAGGUGCCGGGAUCCUCACAUGUGUGGACCCUAGCACUCUGUCCCUUUACACACUUCCACUGCUGUCUGAGGAAUCUGCUGAGAUGAACCAGGUCCCUCUCCAGUCCCUGGAUCUGGAGGUGGCUCCGGGUUUCCAGCCAGUAUUGAUGUCCACCCAGCCCAACCCUGCUCGCCCUCCCCUGUCCCAGUUCUUCCUGAGGCUCGGGCCAGACCACCAUGUCCUGCUGGAGCUCAGCAAUGAAAUAAUUAAGCCUCUCAGGGACUUCCAGCCGGCUUUCCUAGUCUCUUUCGCAACAACCGGGGAGAAAACGGUGGCCGCCGUCAUGUCGCCUGUAAAUGACACUGCUUGCAGCAUCGGCCUGUUCUCAGCGGACUCUGGCCGGAGACUUCUGGACACGGCCGUGAUCUUUCACGUGGACCCCAACAGCGGGAAACCACAGAAGCUCUAUGUCCAUGCCUUCCUGAAGAAGGACGACUCUGUGGGCUACAGGGUUCUGGUGCAGAGUGAGGACCAUGCUCUCACCUUCAUCCAUCAGCCAGGUCGGGUGGUGUGGUCCCGGGAAGAGGCCCUGGCCGAGGUGGUUACCAUGGAAAUGGUGGACCUGCCACUCACAGGCACGCAGGCGGAGCUUGAGGGGGAGUUUGGAAAGAAAGCCGCCAUUCAAGACGGCCUGCUCCCCAUGGUGCUGAAGCGCCUGUCCUCCCAGCUCAUUCUGCUCCAGGCCUGGAUUGCACACCUGUGGAAGCUUUUCUACGACGCCCGCAAACCCCGCAGCCAGGUGAAGAACGAGGUCAGCAUCGAGAACCUGGCCCGCGACGAGUUCAACCUGCAGAAGAUGAUGGUGAUGGUGACCGCCUCUGGCAAGCUCUUCGGUAUUGACAGCAAGUCUGGGACUGUGCUGUGGAAGCACUACUUGCCCGACGUUCAGCCCAACGCUGCCUUCAAACUGAUGGUGCAGAGGACCACCGCCCACUUCCCACAUCCCCCACAAUGCACUCUGCUCAUCAAGGACAAGGACACUGGGCUGGGGACCCUCCACGUGUUUAAUCCCAUUUUUGGGAGGAAGAGCCACGUCACUCCCCCCGUCUUGGCACGGCCGGUUCUACAGUCCCUGCUACUGCCCCUCAUGGACCAAGACUAUGCCAAGGUCCUCCUGCUGAUUGACGAUCAGUACAAGGUGACGGCCUUCCCCUCCACGAAGAACGUGCUACAGCAGCUCCAGGAGGUGGCCGCCUCCAUAUUCUUCUACCUGGUGGACUCCAGCCAGGGCCGCUUGACUGGCUUCCGGCUCCGCAAGGACCUGUCCACAGAGCUGAUCUGGGAGGUUGUGAUCCCCCCGGAGGUGCAGAGAAUCGUGGCGGUGAAAGGGAAGAGAGCUAAUGAGCAUGUGCACUCCCAGGGGCGUGUGAUGGGGGACCGCAGCGUGCUGUAUAAGUACCUGAACCCCAACCUGCUGGCAGUGGUGACUGAGAGCACAGACACACACCAGGAGCGCAGCUUUGUGGGAACCUUUCUGGUAGACGGCGUGACGGGUCGCAUCAUCCAUGAGGCGGUGCAGAGGAAGGCCCGCGGGCCUGUCCACUGCGUGCACUCGGAGAACUGGGUUGUGUAUGUGUACUGGAACACCAAAGCUCGGAGGAAUGAGUUCUCCGUACUGGAGCUGUUUGAGGGGACCGAGCUCUACAACAGCACUGUGUUCAGCUCCCUGGACAGGCCCCAGCUGCCCCAGGUGCUGCAGCAGUCCUACAUAUUCCCCUCCUCCAUCAGCACCCUGGAGGCCACCUUGACCGAGAAGGGCAUAACCAGCCGGCACCUCCUUGUUGGGCUGCCUUCAGGGGCGAUACUCUCCCUGCCUAAGAUGAUCCUGGAUCCCCGCCGACCCGAGAUAGUGUCUGAGCAAAACCGCGAAGAGAAUCUUAUACCUUAUGCACCAGAAAUGCCAAUACGCUCUGAGUGGUUUAUCAACUACAAUCAGACUGUGUCAAGAGUGAGAGGAAUCUAUACUGCCCCCUCUGGCUUGGAGUCCACAUGCCUGGUGGUUGCGUAUGGUCUGGAUAUAUAUCAGACGCGGGUCUAUCCCUCCAAGCAGUUUGACGUGCUGAAGGAUGACUACGACUACGUCUUGAUCAGCAGUGUGUUGUUCGGCCUCUUCUUUGCCACCAUGAUCACCAAACGACUGGCGCAAGUGAAGUUGCUUAAUCGGGCCUGGCGGUAAGGUCCGCGGCCGCGGCCUGAUGACCCAGCCUCCACCCGCUGUGCAUGGAUGGCGCUCUGAUAGCCACCGGGCGGUGGACCCCAGCUAGACCGCCAGACGUGACCCCAUUUAGAUUUUUUGACCAGAGCCAUGUGGAGGGGAUCUCAGAAGUACACCAAAUGGCAUCAGAGACUGUGAAACGUGACUUUUUUUGUGCUGCUGUUUGGACAAUACACGAGGGAGCGCAAAGAAAAAGACUAUUUCAGCCCUGGUUUAAUUGACAUUGCUUUAUUUAGGUUUGUGUGUUUAGUUUUUGUUCGAGUCUGUCAUCGCUCCGUUCAUUGUCCAUUUAAUUGUGCUUAUCGAGGCAAGCUCACGCUCUGCAUAUCUGUUCUAAUAUGUGAAGCGAAUGAGUAAGCUGAAGAAUAUUUACAGAGGUCUAACCAUUUACACAAGUAUAAAGGGUGGAGUUCUGGUCAUGUUCGAAGGAGACGGACAUCUACAGAUUGAUACAAGAAAGCGAAUCAUGGGACAUUCUAGACCAGCCUAGUUUUGCAUUUUGAAAUUUUUUGUUAUUUUGUUAAAUUGUUUUCAUUUUUUUCUGUCUGUAUUUUGGCUGACUAGUAUUGUCACAUUCUGUUUGGGGUGCUAUUGGGGUUUGGUGGGAAUGGGGGUAAUCUGUUUCAGGAAACAAUUUAAAUGCAUAAAGAUACUUGAAGACCUAUUCUAUUACACACCAUUAAGACUUGUGCAGUACCAUUUUUAAUUACAUUGAAAUUACAUGUUUCCACAAUUUGAGAUUUAAAUGUAUUGGUUAAUUUUAUAGGUGUUGGUUUGAAAGGAUGAUUCAAAAUUAUUUUUUACAUAAACAAUGUAAUUUGUCUCCGAAGUCUUUGAAGCACUGGAUAUACAAGCCUUCUUUAAUUGGUUUAUUUAAAUUAGGUUUGGCUACAAAUAGUCUCUGUAUAGAAUAUUUAUUAUGUAAAAUAUUAUUUUGAUUAAGGAAGCUAGAAUAAAAAGGAAUUUGUAUACAAGCAAGUAUACUCCUUUUUAUGGAACUUCUAACUGAAAAUGAUACUUUGUUCCCUGUGCUUGAUUUUUUUUUUUUUUUUUUUUUGUUUGUUGAAGGAAAUGCUGUUCAGUCUUUAAAUCCACCCGCAUGUUCUGAUCCCCCGAAUGUUAAUAACUGAUAUGGGAAACCACGGCAGCAUUGUUACGUAAAAGAAAACCAGUAGGGGGAAUAUUGAGGGGUGUGGCAACGUUGAUUUUGUGAUUUAACUUGUUUUCUUAUUCUUAACAUAGCUGAAGAAAUGUAUAAAUUAAGCACAGAAUUACCAAACAUUUUUGUCUAGACAUAAAUUGGUUUAAAAAUACAUAAAGUUUAACACAUUUACCCUUGUUUUAAUUCAAUGGUUCUGAUGAAAAAUAAACAAUGCAAAAACAAAAAAA